This is a messenger RNA of Tuber aestivum (summer truffle), 6399 nucleotides long. Lineage: Eukaryota; Fungi; Ascomycota; Pezizomycetes; Pezizales; Tuberaceae. The record is from the annotation of a GenBank genome assembly.
AUGUCCUCAAACAAUAGCUUUUCGUAUAACUCACACCAUGUUCCGACAAAAAACCCGGCCCAAUACAAAUCUUCACUACCAAGCCAUAACAUCAAUCAGACAUUUCAUCAACAGCCCUCGGCCGGUGGCUACGUUCGACCGGAAUAUGUAGCUCCACAGAAUUGGGCUCCCUACAGCCCGGGUCAGCAUGCGUAUGCUUCGCAGCAAACCCCCUCAGGAGAGUCUGGAGGCGUUGGUGGUAGUUCUGGAAGAAGCGAUGGAAUGACUCCUACUAGUCAGGCACAAGUGAGAGCGACGACAACCGCAACAAUAACGCCUCCUGCGCACCAGAACCAGAAUGGCAUUGGCGCUCGCCAGGUUUCCGGAGCUGGAACCGGUGGUUACGAUUAUGUGACUGCUUACUCUCAUGAAGCUAGCUAUGCGCAAGUCUCUUCUGCUCCCUCGACGUCAGCCGAUUCUUUACAGUCCCAAUUCCGCACUACUGCUCCAUCGUCGCAACAAUAUUUCAACUAUUCCAGUAUCCCGCAGCAUACUGCUGCCGACUAUGUGCCAGCGUACCAGGCGACGGCCUCGACUACUUCUACUGCCCAUAUUUCGCAAACGCACCAAACGCAAUCCCGGGCAACAAAACCAGGCCUUCAACAACAGCGAUUACAAACAUCGAGGAGCAGCGUGCAGGUUCCCGAGAAACCUGCAUCAACAUACACAACCUAUCAGUCAACUCACAAUACUGCUCCGCCGCAACAACAGCCGCUAUUUUCAGCAACGCAGAACCACUCGCUUCUGUCCGCUGCGCUGGCCCAGCCAAUAAUCAAUAAUCCACAAGAUUCCAGCGCCCAAUCUACCCCAGCAACCCGGAGUGCGACACCUGAAGUUCCUUAUUCGUCCGGCCCCUCCUAUCAAAGGACAAAUGUGCAGGCUGCAUCGCAGCAGCCGUUGUCGAUGUUGAGAACUCAAUUGUCGACCGUUUCUAAUCGCCAGGCUCCCAUAGUAGGCUCCUCGGCACAAUCUGAUGAUCGCGAGGAUCUAUUUCGACCCGUACGCGCUCCAAGGGGCAAUGGAGAAUCUAUGCAAAAUACCAUGGAUGUGCAAGAUCAACAGCAUACCACGCCAAAUUACGCCCGAACCCUACAGGAACAGCACCAAGAAUAUCAAUAUCAACAUCAGGCACAAAACCAAACUGAAGCGCGGGUACAGGCACAGGCUCGAGCAGAGGUAAAGUCCCGAGUAGAAGAACAGAUGCAAGCAGAAGCAAAGGUUCAGGCAGAAGCAGUCGCGCAGACAGAGGCGAAAGCUCGAGCAGAAGCCCAAGCGCGAGUACAAGCUCAGGCGCAAGCAGAGAGAGAAGCUCAGGCUCGAGUGCAGGCUCAGGCACAGGCGGAGAGGGAAUCUCAGGCGCAAAUACAAGCACAAGCUCCGAAUCAUUCCCAAGCAACUAAGAAGCCGCGAAAACGAUCUCAAGGAAGAACAAAGCAAGAAAAGUCUUCCUAUCAAUCUCCGGACCAACACCAAGUAAAUCAACAGUACCAACAGUACCAAGAGUACCAACAUCACCAGCAGAACCAGCAGCGGGAUUAUCAGCAGCCGCAACAAUUCCGGUGUUAUCAAUCUCAAGUGCAGCAAACAACCCGGUCAAAUGAUCAGCAGCAGUUGGAGACUUGUGUCCACCCCACUCCCUUUAGAGAUGCUGCCACGCACUUACCGCCACUCACCGGAUAUCACCCAGAGCCCGAGCACCAUCAUGAAGUGCGGGAAUCACAACAGCGACCAGAAACAUAUACUACUUAUCACCCACAAGACCGGAACUUAACAGCAAACGCUUCCCAGUAUCAUCCCCAAUAUCAACUUGAGCCGCAGCAGCCCCCCAGGCACGGUUCUCCGUCACAAAAUAGCACCCACAAUCCCCAGCCCCAGCCGGUUUCACAGCCACAAUUCCAACAAUCCUCGCAAUAUCACUCGCCACCAGAGCCCCAGUAUCCGGCCCAAGAACAACAGCGACAACAUUUGCCACACUCCACGCCUCAAACACCAGAAAUCCCUGAACCCAAGCCAGCAAAUUUAGGACCAAUAGAUCCCACUGCGUUAGAACAACAGAUGAGAGACAUGGUAGAACGGAUGCGGUAUUAUCAAUCACAGGAUCCCCACACUUUUCAAGCCGUGUGGGACAGUGUCCGCAAGAGCAGUUCGAAUGCUAAUGCGAUUGCUAGUGGGGGAGACGACGGACAUCCAAAAGCUAUCAUGCCUAACACAGGCAACUCACAGCGUAGGAUCUCAAAUGUCAGUUCGCCUCCUCCUAUUAGUAGUCCCUUGGCUAGAACUGUAAGUGUUGCAUCUGUCGGGGGGCAUACAGUAGGCGAGGAUACCCCACUGCAACCCCCUCAAAGUGAAACCUAUGAGGAUUAUCACAGUCGAACGAGCAGCAACCGCGAAGUGAACCCCGUCCUCGACCAUCAACCCCCUUUUGAUUUGGUCCGGCAAAACCACUCAGUUCCCCAGGAGCCAGAACAAUUACCUCAGCCUCCCCAGGUACCCGCACAGAGCAUCCCCUUAGACCAAAUUCCAACAGUUCCGCCUCCGAACCAGUCGCCAAGUACCCCAUCUGUAUCUCGUGCUAUCGGCACCAGAUGCACACAGGCACACAACAACACAAGCAGGCACGGAUGGGAUAUUGGGCAAAAGAAACGUGUUGCGAGAGCUGUAGCGAGUUACCUAUGCAGCACUUCUGGGAAUGUCAUAUCCGAGGAGGCUGUUAUGGAACUUCUGGACAAAAAUAACCAUUUCGUUAGCUUGUGCGAAAAACUGGAAAACCGAGGAUUCAAGUUCGAUCGGGGGGUGUUUGCUCGAAAGUUAUUGCAGGAGACAUCAGGGGCAAAAAUGGGAAAGCCAAAGCCGAAGGAAAGGGAGAGUUAUAGUGGAGGUGCACGGGUACUUGGUGAAGUAGAUGACAAACAGGAGAAGGACAUCCAAGAGAAACAACAACAGGCUGUCAGACCCUCGCUUAUUGUGAAGCUACCUCUCACACGGUCGGUUGCUUCGGCGGGUGCGAAUACCGAUACGCCAAUUCAGCCACAAUCCCCCCCACGGGCCGUAAACGAAAUUUUGUCGCGGCCACUUGCUCCUCCCCCAACCGCCCAAACUUCCACGCAUCCCAUGAAAACUCCACCGCAAGCCGGGACUUUUACUGCGGCACCGCGGGGAAGGGGAAGGCCCAGAAAAAACCCAAUUGGGGCAAAUUUCGGACCGCCAGUGACCCCUGCGGCUCAAAUCAUUCAGCAAUCCUCUCUCCCAACACCUCCGGUGACAGUGAGCUCCAAUCCCCAAAACAACAUCUCCCUACUAUCAAUAACUUCCUCUCCUCUUUCCACCCCUACGGGUACAUCCGCACCCAUGCCCAACCAAGAUUCUCAGCUCCAAUCAAGGAGCACUGUCAACGACAGUGUCAACAACGAUAAUAUCCCCGAAAUUCCUAGGAAUCCAACACCUCAGAGCGUAAGAGCUGCACACCCUACCCCUCCACCCCGUCCCUAUAGUUCAUUAGGUCAUCGAAAGGACCCACAGUUCGUGACCCCGUCACUUGUGUUCAGGACGCCGACACCUCCGACAUCAACCGUUUAUCCCACUCCUCUGACAACCGCCACCACCACCACUACAGCUUCAACCACUUUUGAGCAGAACCAUCUGAACAGUUUUCCACCAGAGAUGGCUUCACCCAACUCAACAGUCGGCUCUGCUCGCGGGUCCCAGAACACGGGUCAUGGCCCUACAGAACGUAAUGAACUUGAGAAGAGCUGCGAGGAGCCUGCAGCAUCUGCUGGACCUUCCGACAAGCAAAAAUCCCUUGUUGUUAAAUUACACCUACCCAAGUCGUCGCAACCGAAGGGUAAUUUCACCACCCACCUCCCAACCUCCCGUUUUUAUGCCUAACGUUAAUUCCUCUCCAGUUAGGAAGCCAACCCUGCUACGUGCAGAGAACGCACCCGUUAUCGACCUUACCGAUCCCACUCCGGAGCCGCAAUCUAUUAACUCUUCUCCUAAUCCGGAGUCUGCAGCAACAAACCCCCGUGAGGUGCAAAAGACUAAACAAACUAGUCCGGAGCCCAGCGUAAUGCCGGCUCAACCCCCCAAACCAGAAAUAGUUCUUUCAGAGCAGCCCGUUUCCCAUAUUAGGAGGUCCACUGUCGGGAGGAGAUCUAAAUACAAUCCCGAUACAAUCGUCGCAGAUCUCCUCCGGACUGUAGGGAGGCAUCCUGCUCUCCCAACGCUCAAUUCUGGACUAGAGGUGCUAAAGGACACCCUGCCAAAUUACUUUAGUGGGCCAGUAGAUUUGACCACAAUUCGCUGGGACAUAUUAGAUCCACCCCCACCCUUUGUUCACGGUGACGAAACGGAGGAUGAGGCCGAGAUCCUAGACAGGUCCCUGGGAACUGUCGGGGUUGGCGGCGGUCUGGCUGGUGUUGUGGCUUCGGCUGUUCCGCCUCCGCGUAGAAGAGGACGUAAAAAGAAGGGCGAUGUGGCCUCUAGUGUUCCCGGUCCCGUACGCCCGGCGUCCACGGCCAUCCCCCUGCCCCGCCCGCGAGGUAGACCAAAAAAGGGGACAUCCAUAACACCAAUCAGGGGCGCCAUUAUCAGUAAUGCUUCCGGAGAUGCAGGCGGACCAUCCAACUCUGCCGGUUUUACUCGGCCAACCGGAGGAGCCUCUGUGGACAGUGCCGAUAUCCCUGGUGAGGGGCCUUCCUCUCGUGUUGCCUCUUCUGAGGCAGGCGGAAGGCAGAGGGCAUCGGUAGGUGCCAGUGGCUUACGAAAUUUCUCAACACCUUCAGGAUCUAGCAUCGCUGUUGUGGUCCCUGCGAUGAGUAGGACAUCCAGAUCUGAGUACCUCGCCACUCCGUCUAACGACUCCAACGACCGAAAGAGAAAGUCAGAAGAACGAGCUGAGGGUGAGAGGGCUGGAAAGACUCCAAAACUAAGCGUGAGGCCCCGCUCUCAAAAGUCGAACCGUCCGGAGCCCUCCGGAUUUAAGAUUUUCGAGUGCCGUUGGAAGCAUUGCCGUGCAAGAUUGCACAAUUUCGAAACCUUGCGAAAGCAUGUGUUUAAGGCACACAAAAAAUUGACCACUUAUAAAGCUUAUGCGUGUCUCUGGGCAUCCUGUCAUCGCGAACCUCCCGAAGAAAUGAAGAAGAGAGCAAAAGAGCUCGGAACAACCCUCCCGGACAAGAUAUCCCACGAUUUCAAGAUAGGUGAAGAGUGGGAGGCCCACAUGGACGAGAAGCAUUUGGCGCAGGUCAAGGAAGAACUAGGCCUUGGCCCCGCAGUGCUCCCGAGUGGUAUGAAUCUCACCUAAGCUUUUUCUACCCUAUAUAAAAACCUAACAAUGUCAUAGACUAUGAAUCCGGAAUAAGCGACGUCGACUAUAUGUCCGACCGUGAUGGGCACCCGGUAACUCCCCUCGCUGUCCUCGCUCCCCCGGGAUACCGAUUUACCCCUCCUCCAGGCUUCCCGGUAAACCCGCAAUUUAGACUUGCACACGGAUUACCAGCGCCGCCUGCUCGUAGGAGACGUAACGCGGCUAAUCGGGAGGGGGUACUAGGGGUGGUUAGAAAUCUAGCGGCUGGCUCGUCCGACCCUGAGAAGCCGGAUGAUGACGACGAUGAAGGGUGGAAAGCAGAUCAGAUUCCGGUCGUGGAGGAGGAAGAUGUCCAGAUGAACGACGGAAACUAGACGAAGACCCGCAUUCUGGUUUUCUUGGAGGAUACUUUGCCCUCCUUCACGACAUUACCCUUUCUCCCUUAUUUCUUUCCAUCGCCCUCACUGGAAGGGGCUGAUGACUUGCCAAUGUUGCAAUGCUCUUCUAUAAUUCAGAAACCCCCUCUCCUUGCUCAAAUACCACCCCUCUUUUCUUUCCCUUCCUUUUUCACACUUCAUUCUACAGAAAUUUCCAAAACUCUAAAUACCUCUUAUCGAUUGCUUGUCGUUUGUUUCGUUCCGCCACUCUGGAUACUAGCUUGUAGAUUCACUCCGAAAAAAUUCAGCCAAUACCUGCCGAAUCUUCCUUUCCCCCCCGAAUUGUCUGCACAGCCAUGCUGCUCUGAAGCGACAGUUUUAUAAUCCCAGUGGUCCGGAGGCACAAGGUAUAUUUUGGUCUAGUUUAGCUUGCUCAUUGUUUGUUUAAUUGGCUACUUUUCCUAUCUCCUCAUCCUCCUGUCGGGGCUUUCCUUGAGGUUUGCUGGAACCUGAGAAUUGAUGUAUAGCAAUUGCUUGGCUGACAGAUGGGGAUAGCAAGUGGGAUGGAUGGAUGGACUAAGGGAAGGAGGGAAUUGAUAGCGGGACACGACUAGAGAGAAUCAAAACGUACGAUAGCUUUUCAAACGCCAGUGAUCAAUACAGCUAAAUUUUCUUUCC